AUGGAUAACGUCCCGCCCAAGGUCAUCGUCGCCGCGCGACCGAGCGCGAGCGGGAACAGAGACGGCGAGACGCUCGAGGACGUCGCGUUCGGAAAAGUGCAAUUGAAUGAAAAGACGACAAGCGUCGAGCUCCCGUCGACGUGCGGCGAUAAGCUCGCGAACGGCGUGAAUGGUUUCUUCGGAAAGAAGUUCUACGCGCUCGGUAGGGCGAGCGCGUCGAGACCGUGGACGAUGAUCGCGUGCACGGUGGUUUUGUGUGUGAUUUUCAGCGGCGGGGUUGGGUACCCCGGGUUGAAGAACGAGAACCGCGGCGAUAGGCUGUGGGUGCCCACGGACACGCCGGCGCAGGACGAUAAGACGUUCGUUGAUACGUAUUACGGCGCGGAGACGCGAUUCGCACAGGCGAUUUUGACCAAGACGGAUGGGUCAAACGUGCUGACACCGGAGGGAUUGACUGCGCUGCGGACCGUUGCGACAGGCGUGAGCGCGGUAUCGAUCACGUGGGAAGGCGCGACGUACGGGUACAACGAUCACUGCUAUCGAUUCGGGGCGAGCUGCUACGCCAAGAGCGCUCUGGACGCGUUCUCGAACGCCGCGGGGUAUGCAAACCAGACGGCCAUCGACACCGUGAUGAAGGCGGACCCUCUGAUGAAUCCGACGGAUAACUCCAAGAUUCUUCUCUCGAGCGUGGCCGGGGGCGUGACGUACGAUUCCUCCGGGAACGUUCGGGCCAAUGCACUGUCGCUCACGUACCUGUUCAAGAACAACGACGUGUUGAAGAAGGGUGACUACGUUGACGAAAAAGGCGACGCGUUUGACUCCAAGGUUCUCGAAAUCUUUGAGGCUUCUCCGCCGGCCGGUUUCAAGGUCUCUUAUGUCACCGCGCGCUCGUUCGGCGAUGAAUUCGGGUCCACGAUCAACCGAGACCUCACCAAGCUCCAGAUCGCGCUCUUCCUCAUCCUUGCAUACGCUGCGCUGACGCUCAGCAAAUGGGAUCAAGGGUGCGUCGGCUCUCGCGUCGGCGUCACCUUGGCGGGAAUCAUCUCCAUUGGCAUGGCGCUUGCGUCCGCGUACGGUCUGGGCUCUUAUUUCGGUCUCUUCUUCUCACCGCUCAUGAACGUCUUGCCAUUCUUGCUCCUCGGCGUCGGCGUCGACGACAUGUUUGUCAUCGUCAAUGCGUACGACAACGUCGAGGCCCGCGUUGAUCCUGUCGAGCGUAUGGGUCGUACUCUGAGAUACGCAGGUAUGAGCGUGACCGUGACCUCCAUCACGGACGUCAUCGCGUUCCUCAUCGGCUCUUCCACGUCCUUGCCCGCAUUGAAAAACUUCUGCUACUAUGCGGCGCUCGGCAUCUUCUUUGAUUACUUUUACCAGGUCACCUUCUUCACCGCGUGCGUCGCUCUGGACGAGAGACGCAAGGCGAAGCGCCAAGGUGACGUUUUCUGCUGCUUGUCGUGCCCGGCCGAGGCGUGCUGCACCUGCUGCCAACCGCACAAGACGCAGAAGUCUAUGUUGCAGCGACUCCUGGGCCAAACCAUUGGUACGCGGUUGGGUAACCUGAAGGUCAAGAUUUUCGUCGUUACCUUCUUUUCUGCGAUGACGAUCGGCGGUAUCAUCGGCGCGACCAAGAUUAAGGUCGACGCCGACGUGAACAACUUCAUUCCGGACGACUCGUACCUCAAGUUGUGGUUUGCGGACCGAGACGCCUACUUCACCGUGUACGGAGACGACGUCGAACUGUACACAAAGUCCAGCCUCGACCUGACCGACCUGACCGCGGGCGAUGCGGUUCUCCGUAACGCCGUCACUACGUUCAAGGCAAAUCAGUACGUCGUCACUGAUUCCGUGCGCUCGUGGGUGGACGAGUUCUACACGUACAGAAACAGCUCAGGGCUCACAUCUCAGUCCUGGAGUGACUCAAACUACGUCACCGCCCUCAACUCCUGGCUCGCGGACACGACCUCGAGCGGGGGAUCAAAGUACAAAAAUGACGUCGUCUUCGAUAGCACUUCCUCGCCGACGAAGAUCAUUACGUCUCGAGUGCAUGGGAAACACAUCAAGACGGACGAAUCAAACAUCAACGUCAAGGCGAUGGACACGUUGCGCGAGCAAAUCGCCUCCGUCAGCGGCAACAACGACAAAAUCUUCCCGUUCGGCCGCGAGUGGUUGAACUACGAGCAGUACAAGUCCAUCACGGGUGAGGCGAUUCAAAACCUCUCCAUCACGAUCGUGGCGUGCUUCGGCAUCAUCGCCCUUCUCGUUGUUGAGUUCAAAACCGUCAUCAGCGUCUCCUUGGCGCUUGUCAUGAUUUUCGUCAAUAUCGUCGGUUACAUGCACUUCUGGGGGCUCACUAUCGAUUCUGUCACCGUGAUCAUGCUCGUUAUUGCUCUCGGUCUCUCUGUCGAUUACUCCGCGCACAUCGGACGCGCGUACCUCGAGAAGCUUGGCACUCCCAACGAGCGCAUCGUGCGCACGCUUGAGGACAUGGGCGUCGCCGUCUGGAACGGCGCCAUGUCUACCUUCAUGGCCGUCCUCAUCCUCGGAUCUUCCGAUUCAUACGUCUUCCAAACCUUCUUCAAGCAGCUUUUCCUGUGCAUCACGCUCGGUUUGGCGCACGGUUUGCUCUUCCUUCCGGUGUUGCUCUCACUGCUCGAGCCACGGCCGUAUGCGGAGGCGCACUAG
Messenger RNA from Ostreococcus tauri, 2682 nucleotides. Its product is annotated as Sterol-sensing domain. NCBI's taxonomy places the organism in Eukaryota, Viridiplantae, Chlorophyta, Mamiellophyceae, Mamiellales, Bathycoccaceae. The transcript has a single exon. Gene Ontology annotation, cellular component: membrane. Bases 1 to 2682 code for a protein of 893 amino acids. The record is from RefSeq and is a predicted model, not a curated record.